AUGGCUUCCGAUACUCGAGGCCCCCAAGUGGCUGCGGUUACGUAUAUAUUUUUGAUCAUGUCUACUAUCGCUACGCUGCUCCGAGUAUACUGCCGUGGUCGGGUGAUCAAGGCAUUCGCCAUGGAUGAUUGGCUCGCUGUUCUUGCCCAGCUCUUCUUCAUCAUCUUCUGCGCCUAUGAAAUACAAGGUUUUAUUUAUGGCACGGGGCAGCAUAAUAGCAACCUUUCUAUGGAAAACCGCCUCAAGGCUAUGCAGAUGUGGUGGACCUGCGAACCUCUUUACGUCCUGUGCAAUAUGUCCAUCAAAGCCAGUAUUGCCAUCUUUUUGCUACGGAUCUGUGUCUCCAAGGCCCACAAAAUUGUUAUUUGGACAGCCAUUGGCAUUACUGAGCUUUAUAGUUUUGCCUUUUUUAUGCUUUUCGUCCUGCAAUGCCGUCCCACCUCUUUGUUUUGGCUCCGAUAUUCCAGCGCUCCUCCCUCAGGAACUUGCCUGGACCCCUCAGUCGUUGCCAAUGCUUUUUAUGGUUACUCUGCUAUUAGCUGUGCAACCGACUGGACAUACAGUAUCCUGCCAAUUUUCCUUGUAUGGUCGUUGCAGAUGGAUAGAAAGGUCAAGAUCUCGGUUGCUGCAAUUUUAGCUGCCGGUGUCAUUGCCUCGAGUGCGACUAUCGUACGAUUUCCGUAUCUACACUUUUUGACCGACACCGAUGACUUCCUUUACUCGACUUCGGAUAUCGCCAUGUGGUCCACUAUUGAGACUGGUCUCGGUAUUACUGCUGCAGGAGUGGCAACUCUCCGCCCGCUUCUCAAGACCUUCUUCGGUGGCUCAUCCGCGCCUGGGCACGGCACCUCGGCCCGUCAGUGGCACAGAACCGGAAGUGGCCACCCCGGCGGCGAGGACGGCUUUGAUAUGCACGACCGCGGCAACAAGGACUUGGGAGUCACCACCGUCGUCGACUAUGGUCGCGCUCGCGCCAAGCAGGAUAUUGAGAGUCAGAAGAUGAAGGGCGACAAUAAGUCCAAUACGUCAGACCCCUGGGAUGAUAGCUGUAAUAGCAGCCAAACAAACCUCACCAUGAGCCCUGAGCAGGGCGGCAACGGAUGGAACAUCACUGUCAAGAAGUCAAUCGUCCAGGUCAGUGAUGAUGCUUAA
Messenger RNA from Pestalotiopsis fici W106-1, 1152 nucleotides. RefSeq lists its product as uncharacterized. The transcript has 4 exons. The coding region runs from base 1 to 1152 and encodes 383 amino acids. The record is from RefSeq and is a predicted model, not a curated record. NCBI's taxonomy places the organism in Eukaryota, Fungi, Ascomycota, Sordariomycetes, Amphisphaeriales, Sporocadaceae.